AAUUCCGUUGGAUAGAAUUGAUCUGUAAAAAUGGGUCAAGUUCGAGGAGGUAGUAAAAAGUCAACCAUUUUGGGCGAUUUUGCCUGGCACCCAGCAGGAUGUUGCAUGCGUAGGCCUAGGUUACCAUGGAAUAUUGACUGAUACAUAUUGACCACGUUGCUACUCGAACUUGCCUGUAGUUUGCAAUCAACAAAACUGACAUCAAAACAACAACUAAAAAACUAAAUCUGCACUAAACACACAGAACUUGAACUCGGCCGAACUAUGAAGGAGCUAAGUCUGAAGUUCAAUUUUUAGUCCGACUUAAUUUUGUUGAUCUCAUUUUUGUCACAGCCGUGAAUACCAACUAUAGCUGUGUAAAGAACUUUCUAGAUUUCGGGCCAAAAGCUAGCUACUCAACGAGCUACUUAAAUCAAUAAUGUAUACGACUAAGAAACAAACGUGUAUUGGGAAACUUGUGGCAUUGUUGUUGGUGCUGGGUGGCGUUGGAAUGGCACUAUCUGCUGAGGUGGAUGUAGAAACUCGUCCACCGAAUGUUGUCCUCUUCAUAAUGGAUGACGUAGGGAUGGGAGACAUCGGUUGCUUUGGCAACCACACCAUCAAGACACCUAACAUUGACGGUCUUGCAAGGGAGGGAGCGAGGCUGACCCAACACAUGGCAUUUUCAAUGUGUACACCAAGUAGAGCUGCUCUAAUGACGGGACGACUGCCCGUAAGAUAUGGUUUUGGGUCGAAACAUCCGAUGAGGGUCUUUAUGUUCUCAUCAUCACAUGGAGGAUUGCCUUCAAAUGAAACUACAAUAGCUGAGUUACUGAAAGGAUCUGGUUAUGCUACUGCUCUUAUCGGUAAAUGGCAUCUUGGCAUUUCGUGUAAAGAGAACAAUUCUUGUUCAGAUCCCAAUUCUCAAGGGUUUGAUUACUUCUUUGGCCUUCCAGUCACCAAUUUUCGCGACUGUGGUACGGACAACAUCAUCCCUGUCUUGUGGGGCAUGAGCAAGAAAGUUACAUUGUCUGAGAUGUUGACUAAUCUUGCUAUCGCUUGUGUCUUUGCCUUCCUCCUUGUGGGGACGAAACUCAUUGGCCUUAGAGGUUUCAUCUUCUUCAUGGUUGUUGUUCUAGCAGGGAACAUUUUAAUGGCGUGCCGAGACGACAUUCGGUCCAACUGCGUUCUCAUGGAGAAUCAUUCCAUUGUGGAACAACCUCUUCUUCUAUAUGACCACCUCACAGAGCGACUACACACCCGUGCCAUUCAAUUCGUUGAGCAGAACCAAAACCAGCCGUUUCUCCUUGUCAUGUCAUUUGUGCAAGCUCAUACAGCACUGUUUAACAAUAAGGAGUUCCGUAACCAUAGCGUCCAUGGUUACUAUGGAGAUAAUAUUGAGGAGAUGGAUUGGAGUGUAGGGGAGGUGUUAAAGACACUCAAGAGACUAGGUUUGGAGGAGAAGACGUUUGUGUAUCUGACGUCAGAUAAUGGGGGUCAUGUUGAAGAGUUUACCGAUGCUGGGGAGCGACAAGGCGGCUGGAAUGGAGUCUAUAAAGGUGGAAAAACCAACACGUGGGAAGGAGGAAUCCGGGUGCCUGCCGUCGUGAAAUACCCCGGGCAUAUACCAUCAGACACCGUGGUAUCUCAACCUACACAUCUCCCGGACGUCUUGCCCACCGUAGCACGAGUCACUGGAGCCCAACUCCCAGAUGACCGGGUGUACGACGGCCGGGAUAUGAUGCCACUUUUGACACACGCUGACCAUGCAGAGAAACAAGAAAUAUUACACGAGUUUAUGUUUCACUACUGCGGGGGCUUUCUUAACGCGGCUAGAUAUACACCCAAAAACGGUGACACCACGUACAAGUUGCACUAUGCCUCAAGCCACCUGGUACCCGGCAUUCAUGGUGUCAUGGGAUGUUUCGACGUAUUCGCAUGCGAGUGUGAAGGGAACAGCGUCGAUCGUCACGAUCCACCCCUGGUCUACGACCUUUCAAAUGACCCCUCGGAGGUCAAUCCACUAGACAGCAAUGAUCCCAAAGUAAAGAAUGUUAUAAGAAAGGUCAACGAGGCAGUGGCAACUCACCGCAAAUCGCUCCCCCACAAUACUGACCAUCAGUUCACAGGCUCAAACUUAAUGUCACGCCCCUGGGAACGACCACGAUGUGGACGUUUUCCGCACUACUCAUGCACUGAUCCUUAUUUAGAUCAGUUGAAAAAGCUAAAAAGAGAAAUUUAGUCAAGAAAAACAGCUUUCAAAAUCGACUGUUUGGUGCAUAUUUUAAAGGUUUUAAAGAUUCUAAGAUUUGUCUUUGCCAGUUUGGUUUCAGUUUGAUUACAGGUCUGUUGAUACAAAAUAGGCUUAAAAUACUUUCUGGAAGGUGCACUGCCAUGUUCCACUGCAUGGUAAGGGGCACUUAUGAAGAGAAUGUUAAUUUGUAUUGGAACUUUGCAAAGGGUGCCACAGCAAAAGUACAGGGCACCACGGCAGUUGCAUGCUGUGGGCGCCAUGUGUUAUUUUGAGGUCUGAAUACACUUUAGGUUCGAGAAGUACGACCUAAUCUGUUGUUCUAAUUCAACGUGAUAAAUUGAGGCAUUCCUUGCUCUCUGAAAAUAACAUUACUAACGACUUGGUUUAUUUGAAAAAUUGUGUAUAACCCUUCAUUCGAUUCAGUAUGCUACAUACAGUGACAUCUCUGUAUUAAGGUACAGUGUUGCUCAAAAUGGUACGCUCGGUAUCGGUCAUUUUGAAACAAUAAACGGUGGUCGUUAAAUGGCAGUCGUUAAAAAAUUAAUAGUUGUUAAUUAAUUAAUAAUGAGUAUCUGUGUCAUAUCAAUGAUUCUUAAGAUUCAUUGUGUUUUCCCCCGUUAAUUUUAUUACAUAAUCGCUUAAGAGGUAGACCUGGAGAAAAAGUUUGCAAUGACUUUUGGGGAGAAAGACUUUUGUUGUUUGUCUGCUUUUAGGUUGUCGUAUAAAUGUUGUCAUCUUAGCUGAUAGUCUCCCCGCCCAUUAUCUUGCAGAAGUCCCCGGUCGUGUCUUCGCCCUUCGGAUAGUCUUAUUUAAGUAUAGAUUCGCUCAUAAAAUAAUGUACAUUAUUAUCUAACUUGACUAUUGUACUUGUUAUUAAAGACAUGGACACUAUACUGGUAAUUACUCAAAAUAACUGUUAGCAUUACAAACUUACUUGUUGGUAACGAACAAUGGAGAGCUGGUGAUAGUAUAGCACAUUGUGAGGAUUCCUCCUCCUAAAGAAGGCAUCUGAAAUCACUUUUAACAUUUUGCAUGCAAAACGAGUGGGUUUUUUUUCUGACAGUAUUCUCUUGCUACUUCAACCACCCAACAAUCUUGCUAUUGUGUGUGUAAUGGUGGGUUUCACCAAGUUUGAGGACUGUCUUUGACAAUUCAAUUAGCACAGGUGAGCCCACUGCCUAUAAAUCUAAUCGAUAUGUUGAAGUGAUUGAUAUAGUAAUUCACCAUUAAAUUAUUUCGACUCUCUGUUCGGGUUUUUUUCAGUGUCACAUUAUUCAAUUUCUUUGGUGCAUCUGAAAAUAUUCGGCUUUUUCAGAUACCUGUAUUAACAGAUAGUUCAGAGAUUGUUGACAUAACUGUAUCAGCGCUCUCGACUCGUGGUCUUUGUCGUUCGGGUGCGACACAUCGAGUUCUUAAAUUUCAAUUAGUAAUGGUGUUCCUCUGGUAGAUACAAAU
Molecule: messenger RNA, 3688 nt
Organism: Asterias rubens (European starfish)
Lineage: Eukaryota; Metazoa; Echinodermata; Asteroidea; Forcipulatida; Asteriidae
Product: steryl-sulfatase-like
Exons: 6
Coding region: 419-2221 (600 amino acids)
Molecular function (GO): arylsulfatase activity
Source: RefSeq, a predicted model, not a curated record